This is a messenger RNA of Paraglomus occultum, 405 nucleotides long. The record is from the annotation of a GenBank genome assembly. NCBI's taxonomy places the organism in Eukaryota, Fungi, Glomeromycota, Glomeromycetes, Paraglomerales, Paraglomeraceae.
AUGAGCGAGGAGCAAAUGGAAGAAGUAGAAUUAAUUUUAACUGAUUGUGAAAAACUAGUAAUAAAUGACUUAGAAUUAGAGGCUAUAAUUGCUAGAACUACUCGGGUUAUUGAAGAAGCAAAAUUUAGAAUGAUAAAUAUUAAUGUAAAUGAAAAAAUUGAGAUUGCUGAAGAAGAAAAACAAUUCUUGGAAAAUCUUUUAUCUGUUUUACAGGAACACAUGAAAGGAAGAAAAAGCAUUAAUGCUUUGGGUAAGUUUUUAGAAGGGUUUCAAACUGCUAAAGAAACGUUACAGACAAAAAUUAGUGAAAAAAAGUUCUGGUCUCUAUUUGAGAAAUUAGAGGAAGAAACUAAGUUAGAAGGCGCGGUGGAGGCUCGGAUGGAGGUUCUUGACAAGAAAAAUUAA